CCGGUGACACAAUAGCGAAUCCAAGAUGGCGGAUCCGGGCGCAGGAAGCUUGCACGGGGGGGACGCGGCGCUGCCGUGCCCGCCCGAGGAGCAGGAGCUGAGCCAGCGCCUCCGCCGCCUCUACCCGGCCGUGAACCAGGACGAGACGCCGCUGCCGCGCUCCUGGAGCCCCAAGGACAAGUACAACUACAUCGGCCUCUCGCAGGGCAACCUGCGCGUCCACUACAAAGGUCAUGGAAAAAAUCACAAAGAUGCUGCUUCAGUCAGGGCCACGCAUCCCAUACCUGCAGCUUGUGGCAUUUAUUACUUUGAAGUGAAGAUUGUCAGUAAAGGUAGAGAUGGGUACAUGGGAAUAGGCCUCUCAGCCCAAGGUGUCAACAUGAACAGACUUCCUGGCUGGGAUAAACACUCAUAUGGGUACCAUGGUGAUGAUGGGCACUCCUUCUGUUCUUCGGGGACAGGCCAGCCCUAUGGUCCUACGUUCACUACUGGAGACGUGAUUGGCUGCUGUGUCAACCUCAUCAACAACACCUGUUUCUACACAAAGAAUGGCCACAGCUUAGGUAUAGCCUUUACAGACCUCCCUUCAAAUCUAUAUCCCACUGUGGGGCUCCAAACUCCAGGCGAGAUAGUUGACGCCAAUUUUGGGCAGCAGCCAUUUGUGUUUGACAUUGAAGACUACAUGAGGGAAUGGCGAGCAAAGAUUCAGAGCACCAUCAAGAGAUUUCCUAUAGGAGACAGACUAGGCGAGUGGCAAGCAAUGCUCCAGAACAUGGUAUCUUCCUACCUGGUUCAUCAUGGGUACUGUGCAACAGCAACUGCCUUUGCCAGAGUGACAGACACCACAAUCCAGGAAGAUCAGGCCUCCAUAAAAAAUAGGCAAAGAAUACAGAAACUAGUAUUAGCAGGCAGAGUGGGAGAGGCUAUAGAGGCUACACAACAGCUCUACCCUGGCCUCCUAGAACACAACCCUAACCUGCUCUUCAUGUUAAAGUGCCGGCAGUUUGUGGAGAUGGUGAAUGGAACAGACAGUGAAGUGCGUUGUUUCAGUGCCCGUAGCCCCAAAUCCCAGGACAGUUACCCAGGGUCCCCCAGCCUAAGCCCUAGACAUGGAUCGAACAACUCGCAUGCUCAUAGCACUGGAGCAGACAGUCCAAGCUGUAGCAAUGGAGUCAUGUCCACCAAAAGCAAACAGAGCCACAGUAAAUACCCAGCACUGAGUUCAUCAUCUUCCUCCUCAUCAUCAUCCUCUCCUUCAUCUGUGAACUACUCUGAGUCAAAUUCAACAGAUUCCACCAAAUCCCAGCAGCACAGUAGUACGAGUAACCAAGAGACCAGUGACAGUGAGAUGGAGAUGGAAGCUGAACAUUACCCCAAUGGAGUCCUUGAAAACUCAUCCACCAGAAUAAUGAACGGCACCUACAAACAUGAAGAGAUCCUACAGACUGAUGAGUCCAGCAUGGAAGAUGGCUGCCCGCAGAGGCAGCUCUGUGGAGGGAACCAUGCUGCCACAGAGAGAAUGAUCCAGUUUGGGCGGGAGCUGCAGACCCUGAGUGAGCAGCUAUGCAGAGAAUAUGGGAAGAACACGACGCACAAAAAGAUGCUUCAGGAUGCUUUUAGCUUGUUAGCGUACUCUGACCCUUGGAACUGUCCUGUUGGUCAACAGUUGGAUCCGAUCCAGAGGGAACCUGUGUGUGCUGCACUCAAUAGUGCUAUAUUGGAAUCUCAGAACCUGCCAAAGCAGCCCCCCCUGAUGCUUGCCCUGGGCCAGGCCUCAGAGUGCUUGCGGCUCAUGGCUCGUGUGGGCUUGGGUUCCUGCUCCUUUGCCAGAGUGGACGACUAUUUGCACUAGCCACCAGAGUGAGAUGGAGUGAUGUCCUCCAGUGCUGCCCUUCACCCUCCAUUGCCGCCACCAACACCUCCUCCUCUUCCCUAGCCUGACCUCCCUGCUGCCCAGUGAAAGGACAAAAUGCUGGUUGAGUUAGUCCCUCAUCACCAGUGGUCCCUCAGCGCACAGCAGUUUCCAGCCCCAGAAGUGGCUGGCAGACCUCUCCCAUCUCCCCUGUCACUGUGGCUGCAGCAGCACUCAGUAUUUGCUGGUUAAUCUAAUGUAGCGCCUUCCGAUUUAGGUUUUUAUCUUUAUUUUGUUUUCUGACUGAGCCACCAGUAUUUAUAUCUGGAGAGUUUGUACUGAGCUGGUUUCUGCUAAUUUAGUGAUAAAGCUCAUCCAAGUUGGUGACAGCUUGUUGUUUCCUUAAGAACCGUAUCUCCAUCUCUGUCCUUGCCCACCCACCACUGCACGCACACACACAAUACUUAUCCCAUUCUGGUUACCUGAGCUCUUCCCCAAGAACAGUUUAGUGUUUUUAUUUAAAUCCCAUUCAUUAAAAAGGUCUCUUCCACCUUGGCAAAAAAGUUGUUCAUGUAUUUAUUCUCCACAGACCAACACCACUUGUGCCCUUCCUACCCACCCCUUCCUGCAGUUAUUUUUAGGCUCUCUCCUGCCAGGUACUCAAAAUGGGAAGUGAUUCUUUUUCCAAGAAC
Messenger RNA from Gavialis gangeticus (Gharial), 2544 nucleotides. It is a transcript of the gene RANBP10, whose product is annotated as RAN binding protein 10. Gene Ontology annotation, biological process: cytoskeleton organization; cell surface receptor signaling pathway. Gene Ontology annotation, molecular function: protein binding. Lineage: Eukaryota; Metazoa; Chordata; Crocodylia; Gavialidae. The coding region runs from base 26 to 1852 and encodes 608 amino acids. Gene Ontology annotation, cellular component: cytoplasm. The record is from RefSeq and is a predicted model, not a curated record. The transcript has 14 exons.